GGCGCCGCGCGGCUCGUCGACCACCGGGUCCUCAGCGCCCGGCCGCCGCAGGAAGCCCCUUGAGUGUUGUCAGGAUGGAGCAGCCAAAGGGGGUUGAUUGGACGGUCAUCAUACUGACAUGCCAGUACAAGAACAGUGUCCAGGCCUUUCAGAGAGAGCUGGAGAUACGGCAGAAACGUGAGCAGAUCUCAGCGGGGACACUGUUACUGGCUGUGGAGGAUCCUGAGACUCACGUGGGAAGUGGAGGAGCCACCCUCAAUGCGCUGCUGGUGGCGGCUGAGCACCUGAGUGCGCGUGCAGGCUUCACUGUGGUCACAUCUGAUGUCCUGCAUUCAGCCUGGAUCCUCAUACUGCACAUGGGCCGUGACUUUCCCUUUGAUGACUGUGGUCGAGCGUUUACCUGCCUCCCGGUGGAGAAUCCACAGGCCCCUGUGGAGGCCUUAGUCUGCAACCUGGACUGCUUGUUGGACAUCAUGACCUAUCGGCUGGGCCCAGGUUCCCCACCAGGAGUGUGGGUCUGCAGCACCGACAUGCUUUUGUCUGUUCCUCCAAACCCUGGGAUCACCUGGGAUGGCUUCCGGGGAGUCAGAGUAAUCGCCCUUCCUGGGAGCCUGAGCUACGCUCUGAAUCAUGGUGUCUACCUCACUGACUCUCAGGGCCUUGUUUUGGAUAUUUACUACCAGGGCACUGAGGCAGAGAUACAGCGGUGUCUCAGGACUGAUGGGCGGGUGCCAUUGGUCUCUGGGGUCGUCUUCUUCUCUGUGGAGACUGCUGAGCACCUCUUGGCCACCCAUGCAAGCCCACCUCUGGAUGCCUGCACCUACAUGGGCUUGGAUUCUGGAGCCCGGCCUGUCCAGCUGUCUCUGUUUUUCGACAUCCUGCUCUGCAUGGCUCGGAAUGUGAGCAGGGAGGACUUCCUGGCUGGGCGGCCCCCAGAGAUGGGGCAAGUUGACAGCGACAUAGCAGGUUACCUACGGGGUGCCCGGGUCCAGCUGUGGAAGGAACUUCGCAAUCAGCCCCUCACCAUGGUGUACGUCCCUGAUGGAAACUACCGCUACUUGGCCUCUUCUGCCAGUGAGUUCCUGCAUAGCCUCACACUGCCUGGGGCCUCUAGGGCCCAGAUUGUUCACUCCCAGGUGGAGGAGCCACAGCUCCUGGAGGCUGGAUCCUCGGUGGUCAGCUGCUUACUGGAGGGCCCCGUGCAUGUGGGGCCAGGGAGCGUCCUGCAGCACUGCCACCUGCAGGGCCCUAUUCACAUUGGUGCUGGCUGCUUCUUGAGUGGCCUGAGCACAGCACAGUCUGAGGCGCUGCGUGGCCUGGAGCUUUGUGACCUUGUCCUGCAGGGACACCAUCUACAGCUACAUGGCUCCCUGGGUCAUGCCUUCACCCUUGUUGGCCGUCAGGACAGCUGGAAAAGACAGGGAACAGGCACAUACCUCAACAUGUCCUGGAGUGAAUUCUUCAAGAAGACAGGCAUUCGAGACUGGGAUCUAUGGGAUCCAGACACGCCUUCUUCAGAGCAAUGCCUUCUCAAUGCCCGCCUCUUUCCUGUGCUCCAUCCCUUGAGGGCUCUGGGGCCCCGGGACAUGUUGUGGAUGCUGCACCCUCAGAAAGAUGGGGGUGAGGCCCUGCGGGUCUGGAGAGCCUCCUGGCGCCUAUCCUGGGAGCAGCUGCAGCCUUGCCUGGACCGGACAGCCACACUGGAUGCCCGUCGGGACCUGUUUUACCACCAGGCCCUAAAAAAGGCACAGCAUGUGCUGGAGGCCCGUCAGGACUUAUGUCUGCGCCCACUGAUUUGGACUGCUGUCCGAGAGGGCCAUCCUGGGCCCCUGCUGGCCAUGCUGGACAGAGUUGCAGCUGAGGCAGGAGACCCUGGCAUUGCAGCCCGGGCUCUAGCCUGUGUGGCAGAUGUGCUGGGCUGCAUGGCAGAAGGCCAGGGAGGCUUGCGUAGUGGGCCAGCUGCCAACCCCGAGUGGAUGCGGCCCUUCUCAUUCUUGGAGUGUGGAGACCUGGUUGGGGGCGUGGAGGCACUUGCCCAGGAGAGGGACAAAUGGCUGAGUAGGCCAGCCUUGCUGGUGCGAGCUGCCCGCCACUAUGAGGGGGCUGGGCAGAUCCUGAUCCGCCAAGCUGUUAUGACAGCUCAGCACUUUGUCUCCACGGAGCCAGUGGAGCUGCCAGCACCAAGGCAGUGGGUGGUGGCUGAGUGCCCAGCCCGUGUGGAUUUCUCUGGGGGCUGGAGUGACACACCACCCAUUGCCUAUGAGUUUGGUGGGGCAGUGCUGGGCCUGGCUGUACAAGUGGAUGGACGCCGGCCCAUCGGGGCCAAGGCACGCCGCAUUCUGGAGCCUGAGCUACGACUGGCGGUGGGGCCUCUGCAGGAUGAGAUGACCAUGAAGAUAGUGUGCCAGAGCCUGGAUGACCUGCAGGAUUACUGCCAGCCUCAUGCCCCAGGGGCUCUGUUGAAGGCAGCCUUUAUCUGUGCGGGGAUCGUGCACGUCCACUCAGAGGUCCCUCUGCGUGAACAACUGCUACACACCUUUAGAGGUGGCUUUGAGCUUCACACUUGGUCAGAGCUGCCCCACGGUUCUGGUCUUGGCACCAGCAGCAUCCUGGCAGGUGCUGCCCUGGCUGCUCUACAGCGAGCUGCAGGCCGGAAAGUGGGCACAGAGGCCCUGAUCCACGCAGUACUGCACCUGGAGCAGGUACUCACCACAGGAGGUGGCUGGCAGGACCAAGUGAGUGGCCUAAUGCCUGGCAUCAAGGUGGGGCGCUCUCGGGCCCAGCUGCCCCUGAAGGUAGAGGUGGAAGAGAUCACUGUGCCUGAGGACUUUGUUCAGAAGCUCAAUGACCAUCUGCUUUUGGUGUACACUGGCAAGACUCGCCUGGCCAGGAAUCUGCUGCAGGAUGUGCUAAGGAACUGGUAUGCCAGGCUGCCAGCUGUGGUACAGAAUGCCCACAGCCUGGUGCGACAAACUGAGGAAUGUGCUGAAGCCUUCCGCCAAGGAAGCCUGCCUCUGCUGGGCCAGUACUUGACUUCAUAUUGGGAGCAGAAGAAGCUCAUGGCUCCAGGCUGUGAGCCCUUGGCUGUGCAGCGAAUGAUGGAUGUCUUGGCUCCCUAUGUGCAUGGCCAGAGCCUUGCAGGGGCAGGUGGUGGAGGCUUUCUCUAUCUCUUGACCAAGGAGCCACGGCAAAAGGAGGCUCUGGAGGCUGUGCUGGCCAAGGCUGAGGGCCUUGGCAACUACAGUGUUCACCUGGUGGAAGUGGACACUCAGGGACUGAGUCUGCAGCUUCUGGGAAGUGAGCUCUCCACUUGACACCCAUCCUCUCCAAAAUGGGCAACACCUACUGUGCUUCCCUUAGGUCUUCUCCACCAGUUGCUUUCAGCCUGCUGCAACUCCUUACCCAUCUCAGUGAGGCAGUAUGUGGGGACAAAACUGUACCUCAUGGUUAGUAGCAGCUGAGACUUUGCUUCUGUUCCAUCUGGACUGAGGAAGACCCUAAACUCACUGACCCAUGUGGUCUUCACAAACCCUAUACCCUGGGGUAGGCCUACCAAAGCCCUGGAAAGGGAUAAUAACCAGCGUUUUCAGAUGGCUGAGGGUCCCUUGGUAAGGUCAAUCUAGAGAUGCCCUUUGAAACACCAUGGUCAACUUGCUCCUCAGUCCCCUUGGCAGAGUACAGGGAGGAUGGGGUUCCUUUUUCAGGUCUAGCAGUGAGCCAGUGCAAUCUUGCAUUAAGUCCCUGCCAACUCAGACCUUCUCCAGCAACACCACAGACAGUGCCAGGUGACCCUGUGGGCAAUCAGUUCACAAGGCUGAUAUUCUUGGAAUAAAAAAUUCACUCCA
Jaculus jaculus (lesser Egyptian jerboa) is the source of this 3845-nucleotide messenger RNA. It is a transcript of the gene Fcsk, whose product is annotated as fucose kinase. The transcript is spliced from 24 exons. The record is from RefSeq and is a predicted model, not a curated record. The coding region runs from base 75 to 3314 and encodes 1079 amino acids. Gene Ontology annotation, molecular function: ATP binding; fucokinase activity. Gene Ontology annotation, biological process: GDP-L-fucose salvage. Lineage: Eukaryota; Metazoa; Chordata; Mammalia; Rodentia; Dipodidae.